AUGGAACGUGUUGAAGAUGAACAUGUUUCACAGGUAGUCGUAAAGGCGGUAGAUGUCGGCGGUGACUUUAAUAACAAGCAAGAGUUUGAUGAUCGUGAAAGCAUACCUACAUGGAUUCGUAUGAAUGCAACUAACCUUGGUUUUGGUGCCGUAAUAGGAAGAUCAGAUAAUGGUACGGCAAGAAGAAACACUUUUGUAACAAUGUUGUGCGAAAGAAGCGGGAAAUACCAUCCUCCUCUAAGGAAGUUUAGAAGAGACGACACGGGUACUAGAAAAUGUGAGUGUCCGUUUAAAAUCCGUGGUUACAUGUUGACUAGAAAGAAGUGGAGAUUUAGUGUUAUUUGUGGUUUGUAUAACCAUGACUUGUGCGGAAAAUUACAAGGUCAUCCUAUUGUACAUCGGCUCAAUCCGAAAGAGAAGACAUGUAUUAAUAACAUGUCCUUGAAUCUUAUCCAACCAAAAAAUAUACUUGGCACAUUGAAACGGAAGGAACCCGACAUUAACCUGCGACGAUGGGGUUAUGGUCCGAGAUAUUUUUUGACUCAUCCAGAUUCGAUAAAGUUGUUCAACACUCUUCAGAGAGUGCUCCUUCUCGAUUCUACCUAUAAGACCAACAAGUAUAGACUUCCAUUAUUUGAGAUGAUCGGUGUUGCAUCCAGCGAGAAGACAUACGCUGUUGUUUUUUCCUUUUUGGAGUGUGAAAAAGAGGAUAAUAUUAGAUGGGCAUUAGAGGUGUGUCGGUCACUUUUGAAGGAACAUGUUGAGAUGCCCAAGGCAAUUGUUACAGACCACAAUACCGCUUUGAUGAAUGUGGUGGAAAAGUUAAACAGUGUUUACCUGUAUGGUUUAAUAAUAUUCAUAAUUCAUUUUUUUUUGUCACAGUCCUAUAUUGUAUAUUUAGGAUCACACUCUUUCGGCUCAAAUCCUUCAUUACUUGAUUCUGAAUCUGUUACAAACUCUCACUAUGAUUUACUUGGAUCUUAUCUUGGAAGUACUGAGAAGGCUAAAGAAGCAAUAUUUUACUCUUAUAAUAAAUAUAUUAAUGGCUUUGCUGCAAUACUUGAAGAAGAUAAGGCAAAAGAGAUUGCAAAACAUCCAAAUGUUGUAUCGAUGUUUUUAAAUAAAAGAUAUGAACUACAUACGACCCGAUCGUGGAAUUUUCUUGGGUUAGAGACGAACCGUGGAUUUGCUAACGAUUCAGUAUGGAAAAAAUCAUUGGGUGAAGACAUCAUUAUUGGAAAUUUAGACACUGGUGUUUGGCCGGAAUCAAAGAGUUUUAAUGAUGAAGGGUAUGGGCCAAUUCCAAAAAGGUGGAAAGGAAUUUGUCAAGUUUCUAAAGGAAAUCCUGAUAAAUUUUAUUGCAACAGGAAACUCAUUGGUGCAAAAUAUUUUUAUAAAGGCUCUGAGGCACAUCUCGGUGAAGCGGCAAAUGUAAACUUUAAUAGUGCACGUGACACCGUAGGCCAUGGAUCACAUACUUUAUCAACUGCUGGAGGUAAUUUUGUUACCGGAGCUAAUGUAUUUGGCUUUGGAAAUGGAACAGCAAGUGGUGGAUCACCAAAAGCAAGAGUUGCAGCCUAUAAAGUCUGUUGGGAUGGAUGUUAUGAUGCUGAUAUUUUGGCUGGUUUUGAAGCUGCCAUAAGUGAUGGUGUUGAUGUACUUUCUGUGUCCUUGGGUGGAAAAUUUCCACGAGAAUUUUCGGAAAGUGCUAUUUCCAUAGGUUCCUUCCAUGCUAUUGCCAACAACAUCGUUGUUGUGGCUUCUGGAGGAAAUUCAGGACCUAAAAUCUCAUCUAUAGUCAAUGUCGAACCAUGGACUUUCACGGUUGCUGCUAGCACAAUUGAUAGAGACUUCAUAAGUUAUGUUAUUCUUGGUAACAAAAAAAUAUACAAGGGAGCUAGUCUUUCAGAGUUGGACUUACCACCUAACAAAUCAUAUCCACUGAUAAGUGCUGUAGAUGCUAAACUUGAUAACGCGCCUCCCGCAUUUGCCUCUAUUUGCAAAGAAGGAGCUCUUGAUCCACAAAAGGUUAAAGGAAAAAUAUUGGUAUGUCUUCGAGGUGCGGGUGCUAGAGCUGACAAGGGCGUGCAAGCUUCUCGUGUAGGUGCUAUUGGAAUGAUAUUGGCUAACGAUGAGGAUUCAAAGAAUGGAGUUAUAGCAGAUACUCAUGUCCUUCCCGCUACAAAUGUUGGCUUUGCAGAUGGCAGUGCCAUUUUUAAUUACAUCAAUCACACAACGUCCCCUGUGGCUUACAUUACUAAAGUUAAAACAGAAUUGAGCGUAAAGAACACACCAACUAUAGCUUCAUUUUCGUCAAGAGGCCCAAAUGACCUUGAUGGUUCAAUUCUUAAGCCAGACAUCACUGCACCAGGCGUCAGCAUAAUUGCAGCGUAUACUCUAGCUAACUCUCCAUCGGAACAACCAUCUGAUAAGCGUAGAGUUCCUUUUGUUACUAUGUCAGGCACUUCAAUGUCAUGUCCUCAUGCUGCUGGAUUAGUUGGACUACUUAAAUCUGUUCAUCCUGAUUGGAGUCCCGCUGCUAUCAAGUCAGCAAUAAUGACCACAGCAACGACUAAAACCAACAAUGGAGUUGAAAUAUUGGAUUCAUCACUAGAAAAAGCAACUCCUUUUGCAUAUGGUGCCGGCCACGUUCAACCUAAUCUUGCAGUGGAUCCUGGACUUGUAUAUGACCUUAAUGUUACGGAUUAUUUGAACUAUUUAUGUGGUCGUUCAUACACCAGUGACCAACUUAAGGUGUUUUACGGAAAACCUUACACUUGUCCAAAAUCUUUCCGUCUAGCAGAUUUCAAUUAUCCAUCCAUUUCAAUUUAUGAACUUGAAGUUUGGAAAUCUUUGAAUGUUACUCGUAUCGUUACCAAUGUUGGGCCACCAAGUGAGUAUAGAGUGGAGAUCCAGGAACCUCCACAAUUUCAUGUCACAGUUCAGCCUGAGAUUUUAAGAUUUAAAAAUAAGGGUGAGAAAAAAGAGUUCAAGGUUACGAUCACUAUGAAGCCAAAUAGUACAUAUAUUACUGAUUUUGAAUUUGGGAAGUUGAUUUGGACCGAUGGAAAGCAUCACGUUGGGACUCCUAUUACAAUAAAGUACAAUGAUUUGUGAUGCUUAGGUUCAUGUUUUUUUGCAUUUUGCUAGAAUUGUAACUCUUUCUCCCGCUUACAAUAAUAUAUGAAUGUUGUUUUAAUGUUAUCUUUUAUUUGGGCCAUUCACCUU
Messenger RNA from Vicia villosa (hairy vetch), 3228 nucleotides. Its product is annotated as subtilisin-like protease SBT5.4. Bases 1 to 3117 code for a protein of 1038 amino acids. Gene Ontology annotation, biological process: proteolysis. The record is from RefSeq and is a predicted model, not a curated record. Lineage: Eukaryota; Viridiplantae; Streptophyta; Magnoliopsida; Fabales; Fabaceae. The transcript is spliced from 14 exons. Gene Ontology annotation, molecular function: DNA-binding transcription factor activity, RNA polymerase II-specific; serine-type endopeptidase activity.